Molecule: messenger RNA, 1806 nt
Organism: Cylindrotheca closterium
Lineage: Eukaryota; Bacillariophyta; Bacillariophyceae; Bacillariales; Bacillariaceae
Source: the annotation of a GenBank genome assembly
AUGGUGUACUCUUGUGACACACCAUUUGUCACUGAGCUGAACUAUCAAAAUGGCACUACUCAACCCUAUGAUAAGAUGUCAAUUGAGAUGGAAGAGCGCCACAAGCCUCGGUUUGGUGGCUUAGAAGCUGGCAUGAUUGUGACUCCAGUGCUCAUGACGGAGCUAUUCCUUCCAAACAACCUCCUUCAAGAUAUCAUCGGGCAUACAAAUUCAUAUGCAAGAGCUAGACUACCCCCUUCGAAGGUUAAGGAUGUAACUUUGGAAGAAUUGCUUCGCUUCUUGGCAAUUUACUAUUACAUGGGCUUGGUAGUGCUUCCGUCGAAAUCAGAUUACUGGCGACGUCACAAACUUAAUAUUUGGCCGACACAUCCGGUGACACAUGGCAUCUCUUCCAAAAGAUUCCAAUACAUAUGGAGGAAUAUUCAUCUAACAGUACCUGAGAAUGCUCAGGAAACAGAUGACGAUGCUGGCAGUGGUGAUGAUGACGACGAAGAAGAAGAAGAAGAAGGAAAUGAAGAUCCAAACGGCAAUCAACAAACAGGUGAAGAUGACCAAUUGGUUGAUGAGCAAGAAGCACUGACCUGGUAUGACAAGGCAAAGCCUCUCCUUGAUCAUGUGAACAAGAUCUCUCAACGGCAUUGCAUCAAUCCAGGCUUCUGUGUAUCGCUGGACGAACAGAUGAAACUGUUCAAGGGACGCAACAAGCAGACAGUUCGAAUGAAAGCAAAGCCAAUCAAAGAAGGCUUCAAAUUCUUUGCAAUCUGUGAUGCAAGUACAGGAUAUGUGUAUUCCUUUGUCCCCAGUGGCCGUCUAGAGGGAAACAAGAUUGCUGAUAUGGUGUUGCAACUUGCAGAGAAGUUGCCCGACCGAGACAACAAGAAGUAUGUCAUUGCCAUGGACAACUACUUCACUCUCCCAGACGCGAUGCUGAGGCUGAGGCAAAUCAAUGUGGCUUGUGUUGGAACAGCUAGAGGAAGAAGAGGUUGGCCACCAAAGGAGAUCAAGGAUGUCAAGGAUGAUCGCUUCAACACUGUGUAUCAUAUCAAUGACCGUCGCAAUUUCAGAAUCUUCCGUUGGAUUGACAACAAUACUGUCAUAGUGGUGUCGACAUUGCAUGACGGAACAGAGUCAAUUGUGAGAAGAAGAAGACGCCCCCGGGUCACUGUUCUUAACAAGGCUCAUGUGGACACUGUAUUUGGAAACAGUGCAGUGAAGCAGAUUGGGAUUCCUGGGUUCAUUGACGAUUACAACCACUGGAUGGGUGGAGUUGACAAGAGCGACCAAUACAUCGCCUAUUAUCGUCCAAAGUUGAGAGUGCGACGCUACUGGAUGGCAAUGAUGAACCAUGGUCUUGAUAUUGUCCGGAUCAACGCAUAUAUAAUCUACAAGAAGCUUUCAAACCACCCAAAAGUGGAACACAAGGAAUUUAUUACAGAGUUCAUUGAAGCACUUGUUGGCAGAGCGGAUCAAGAAGUAUUCGGACGGACGAGACAAGGAAGAGCACGGACACCUUCACCAAAAGGAAUAGUAAAGAACAAGGCUCGAAUGAGUACAACGAACCCACAGCUUCCUCGCUGUAGAUUCAGAGGCAGUCUGGACGAGCACACUGUUACAUUUGAGCAAGGUAAGAAAGGUCUCAAACAGCUUCAGUGCGUCUAUUGUGCUUAUCUCAAGGCAGUGGAGAAGCAAAAUGGAGGAGACCCCAAUACAAUCAAGGUUGCUGUACCUUCUAGGAAGUGUUCCUAUUGUAAUGUGCACCUUUGUAAGGCACAUUUUGAUGUAUUUCAUGAUCGUACUGAGGUUUAA